AUGCUGAGCGCCCCAGCCCGGCGGCAGCUGACAGCGACCAAACCCCCCUCCCCGUGCGAGCGGACAGCACCUGAUGAAACCCUUUUUCAGUUCACCCGCGGCCGAUUCCUCACCGACGAGGCCAGUGAAUUAGGCCAGAGACACAUCCGUUAUGACGUGAAUGAGCUCGCCUGCCUAGCUAUUCGGGCGGCCGAGGUUGCCAGCGAUGAUGGGCCGCGGACGUGUAUCGGCAUUGAAAAAAUGGCCGACGGGAUGCACAACAAGGCUAUACGCUUCACCAUGGACAAUGGGUUUCAGGCAGUGGGCAAAGUUCCGAACCCGAAUGCUGGGCUUCCGCACCUCACCACUGCCUCGGAGGUCGCGACGGUGGACUUCAUGAGGAACGUCCUCGGUACGCCGGUGCCCAAAGUUCUGGCGUGGAGUUCUUCGACUGACAAUCCGGUGGCGGCGGAGUACAUCCUCAUGGAGUAUGCAUGCGGCGUACCGCUGAGUAGCCUGUGGGAUCAACUUGGCGUGUCGGUUAAAUUUAAGGUGUUGGAAAGGGUUGCCGCCUACCAGCAGAUCUGGUCCCAGGUUCGCUUUGCGCAGUAUGGGAGCCUGUACUACCGAAGUGACCUCGAUAGGUCAGUUCCCAGUCUCCAGUACACGGAUAAAGAUGGGAACCGCGCCGUCGAUGAGAGGUUCGCUGUUGGGCCUUCGGUGAGUCGGCAGAAUGUCGAUGAUGGCAGGGCAGCGUUGGGAUUUGACCGCGGCCCCUGGGAUACCGUAGACGAUUAUGAACGGGCCAUCGGAGAGCGCGAAGCUUAUUGUAUUAGACGCAUGGAGCAACUGCCACGAUCACCCAUUGCGAUUCACUACUCGGGGACGUACCAGCCGUCGCGCGAGACAAAGCUUUUCGCGAUCGAGAGCUACCUCAAACUGGUGGAGUACUUACUACCCGAGGACGAGGGGAUAUCAGCGUCCUGCAUCUGGCAUGACGACUUGCAUGUCGAGAAUGUCUUUGUCAAUCCAGAGGAUCCGUCAGAGAUAUGUGCCUUCGUUGAUUGGCAAUCUACAGAACUCGCCCCGCUCUACCAUCACACCAUCGAACCGUAUAUCCUAGACUACAAUGGCCCACCACUCGACGGCCUCCUCGACCGACCGAAGCUCGCCGACGUCAAAGCGCUGUUCCAGGACGAAUACGACCAAGUAGUCGCAGCCCGCAAAGCGGAGGCCUUAUUUACUAGCAUGUCUCUGCUCGCCCUUUACAGAUACCUCCUGCACAAAACGAUGCCCCGGUCGUUCAAGGCGGUCGAGUUCCGGCAGACAGACUGCUUCGACCUCCUUCUGUUGGCACGGAACUUUCUGGUCGACGGCGAGGCGACCUACCUCGGGCUCCUCGCCAAGCAGCAAGAGGAGAAUUGGGCUGGUGUGUCGAGGAUAUCGGGGACUGGCGGAACCAAGGCACCGCUUACGUUCUCGAACGAUGUUCUCCGGAAGAUCCGAUCCGAUAGCGCAGGCGCUUCGGCAGCAAUGGCGCUGAUGGGAGACGUGCAGCGCAUGAUCGGCAGCCAGUAUUUCCAGGCCCGGGGCUUGGUGAGCCAUGCGCAAUUCGCGGAGCUCGACCGCAUUCUCCCCAAGGCGAGAGACGACUUUGUGCGGGCGCAUGCGCGCAACGAUAAAAAAGAGCUGGAGCUCUCCCGCGCGUGGCCGUUCGAUUUACCGGAUCGUGGGGCGCAAAGAACCGUAAUAGCUCGACCCACCAGAGCCCAUGAGUGA
Aspergillus japonicus CBS 114.51 is the source of this 1758-nucleotide messenger RNA. RefSeq lists its product as uncharacterized. The record is from RefSeq and is a predicted model, not a curated record. Bases 1 to 1758 code for a protein of 585 amino acids. NCBI's taxonomy places the organism in Eukaryota, Fungi, Ascomycota, Eurotiomycetes, Eurotiales, Aspergillaceae. Gene Ontology annotation, cellular component: mitochondrion. The transcript is spliced from 2 exons.